AUGGCUACCGCGUCCAAUCAGCGCCGGAUCACGAGAAGCCAAAGUCGCGAUAUUGAUAAUGAUCUACCAGGCAAAUCUGCCAUGAGCACUGGGGUGUCUUCUGGGCGAAAUAUUCUAAGUCCCUUCCCAGAAGAGCACAUGGCAAGCUCUCCUCGAAAUCCUACCCCCAAUCGCCGGGAAAUUAUACCCGAGUCGCCGGAGAACCAUGAAGGUCACACUAAUGUCUCUGGUACAACAUUGGGACACAAUGAUGUGGACACAAAUAAUGUUGGUCUUGCGGAGGAGAUCGCAACCAAGCUACCUCACGUUCAACAAGAAGCGAACAAUGUCUUGGGAUUGAUAAUUCCCCAGCAUUUGAUGCCUAGCAUUCUUGCAGAGGAGGCUAAAAGGCUCCUUGAUGUCAAGAAUCCCAAUCGCAAGCGAUUCAGGCGUUACGUCGAAGGCAUGAGAGACGAAUUGAGUGACUUGACUCUUGUACGUCAAGACAUGACGUUCCUCGAGAUAUCCGAGUUCCGCCACCGUCUUUCAUCUGCUCAGUUUGAAACAUCUCUUCCGAGUUUGCAUCUGGCCAACUGUGCCCUGUUGGCCCUGAACAUGUUCCUUCCCACCUUAGGUACCGACGACAAGCCUGAAGUCAUUCAAGAGCUGGAUAUCAAAUUCCCUGCAUGCUUCAUAGAGAGAAUCGCGGACGCAACCACUGUCGGUACAAUUGGAGCAACUGAACUUCACCAGGAGACAUUCGACCUUGCUCUCAGCAUUCGAACUCAAUUCUUCAUUAUGGAGGUGGAGAGGCGUCGUGAACUCAGAAACUUUGAUCCUAUCGCCAUCUUGCGACAGAUCUUCUGCAUGGAUCUUAUUCCUGGGGUAGAAGACAACCAAGAAUCACCGACCACCUUCAGGGGCUUCAACUUGCCUGGCGUCUUGCAAGAUGAGGAUGGGCAUCUUCCCGAGACCCUGCCUGAAAAAUUCCAACAAGCUGUUUAUGAAAGAUUCAGUGAUCUUCGCGACGAAAUCUACGAUGAUGGUGUUGACAGCCUGAAGAAGCUCUACAAAUUGCGCUUCUUUGAGCGAGAGCUUGCACGCUGGAUCCAAGGACGCGACAGGGAGAUCAAGAAUGACCUCAAGCGUAUCUCAGAUGACCAAGCCGCAAGAGGGUCUUCACGUCGCUUGGUUUCAGCUUCAGUCGGUCCAACUAGCCUGCGCCAAGUUUCGGUGUUCUCUACACCACAGAAACCUCGUCUCCUAGAGCCGCCUCCUCAGCAAACUCCCCAGCAGUCCCGGUCGCCCCAGAAUGUACCCACCGUGGAACUGGCUCCGGUUGUUGCUCACCAGCCCGAGAUUCGAGUUUCCCAGUCCAAGGUCCCAUCUCAGCCUUCGCCACAAGUUGUCCGCACUCAGGAGCAAGCUGCUAGAAUGGAAUCGCCCCUGUUUGUCGACCAGCAUUCUGAGGCCCAGGCCCCCCAACCUCGGACCACGCCUCAAAAGCCUUCUACACCAGUUGUCCACCCCCAGACGCAGCCUAAUACAACGGAACCCGAAAGACGGAAAUCAAAGAGCCAUUAUCGAAACUCGAUUGCCAUGGCAGCUCUCAAAAGCCGCAUGGAUCACAGCCGUCAACAAGACGAAGCAGCUCUUGAAUCGCAGGCACCCAAUCGCUUUUCGAAUGAAGCAACCGGGGACCUGAGGGAUCCUCCUGGGCCGUUCACCCUUGACCAAGAAACCCCGGAGCGGGAGAUUCAGCAAUCCCCCAACGUCACAUACCCCAACAUCGCAGAUGAUACCACCUUGCACCACAACGACGAAGAUUUAGAUAUCAGUCGCGAAAGUGAGAGUGGAUUCAUGGCCUCUACGAGCCCCUCAGCCUCUGCUAGAAUCAACCGGGUCAGCCACAACCCAGGCCGGUAUUUCGACUCGCCGGAAAACGAAAGCACACAGCGGUCGGCUACACAGCGGCCCCCUGCUAGAAAAGCUUUCCCUGCCGGCCCUCGUUUCAUUGAUGCCCAGGACAGCCGUGCCCAAGUGUCGCCAAUUAGCUCCAUCUAUGAACAAAGUGCAGAGAAACAACGGGCUGAACGUCCUGUGCCGAAAGAUGUCAACCCGAAGAAGCGUGGCAGACGCCCAUCCUACUCGAGUGACAUCUCCGACGACGAGGCGUUCGAAGACAACGACCGCGAUGUUGACCUCAGGGCCGAGAAGCCGAAACAAAAUCUCCCGGCUGUGAAAAAACAGCGCACUGAAGCCGAGACUGUGUCCACUAGCGCAGCCAAACAGCUCCAGUCGAGUUUGACUCGGUCUACCCAGGUCCAAGCUGAAGCAGCUUCACCGAAUGCAAGCCAGGUCAGCAGCACCGCUGAACCGAUCAUCAGGGCAUCGCGAUGGGAAGCUCAGCUUAACCGGCGCGCAGCAAGCCUGCCUUCUCGCAAGGCCAAUCGAAAGUGGUCCGAGGAAGAGGACACGCGCCUGAUCAAGUUAAUGGCGCUGUUCGGCACUUCUUUCUCGAAAAUCGAGAAAGAAGACAGCGUCUGCCCUGCCAGGGAUGGCGGGCCGAAGCUGCAAGGCCGUAGCCAGGUGAACCUGAAAGACCGCGCGCGCAACUUGCGGCGCAAAUACGAACGGGAAGGGAAGGAACUCCCACAAGGCUUGGAGUACGCCUCCAAGUAG
Penicillium nucicola is the source of this 2661-nucleotide messenger RNA. RefSeq lists its product as uncharacterized. Bases 1 to 2661 code for a protein of 886 amino acids. The record is from RefSeq and is a predicted model, not a curated record. The transcript has 4 exons. NCBI's taxonomy places the organism in Eukaryota, Fungi, Ascomycota, Eurotiomycetes, Eurotiales, Aspergillaceae.